Molecule: messenger RNA, 816 nt
Organism: Arachis ipaensis
Lineage: Eukaryota; Viridiplantae; Streptophyta; Magnoliopsida; Fabales; Fabaceae
Product: copper transport protein ATX1
Molecular function (GO): metal ion binding
Source: RefSeq, a predicted model, not a curated record
CUCCCAAAUCAAUAACAACUAGGAAUAAAGUUUUCAUCAGCUUUUCAAUUUGUUCACACAAAAGUAAAGGAUGCCAUAAUCCAAUUACAGAAUCUAAUUCCAUCUUCGCCUACAUGCAAUGUUCCUUAUUUCUAUAUAAAUCUUUUUGUUCAAUCUCACAAUCUGUUCAAUACAUUAAAAACAAACUUGCUCCUUUAUUGAAGGCCUUUGCAGAAGAAAAGAAACAUUUGUUACUAAUUUUCUCCUCAGAAGUCAGAAUGACCAAUUUGGUAGAAGUAAAGGUUGGUUUGCACUGUGAUGAAUGUAUCAAGAAAAUUCUCAAGGCCAUCAAGAAGAUUGAAGAUAUUGAAACUUAUAAUGUGGACAAGCAGCUAAACAAGGUCAUUGUUACCGGUAAUGUGACUACAGAAGAAGUGAUUAGAGUUCUUCAAAAGAAUGGCAAGAAUGCAACACCUUGGGAACAAGAUCUUCAACCUCAACCCAAUUGCUGAAUUCACAAUCAAUUCUCUUACUAUUAUUAUUAUUACAAGUUUUCUUUCCCCAUAGAAACAUAAUAUAUAAACUAUUCAUGAUCAUCUAUCUAUAUGAAUUUGUAAAACCUACCCGAUGAGGCGGAAGGUGCCGACGGCGUAGAUGGCGACGGAGAUUCCGGAGGUGUCGCUGGCGAGGAACUUGUCGUUCCAGGUAGGGUUGUGGAAGUUUUGUAAUUCUUGUGACCUUUAUUAUUGUCAUAUAUUUUAUUUUAGGAUAAAGUACUAGUUGUGUUAAAUGUUUGGACUAAUUUUUAAUUUAGUUUCUAACAUUUUAAACGUCUUA